Messenger RNA from Astyanax mexicanus (Mexican tetra), 1149 nucleotides. It is a transcript of the gene pgfa, whose product is annotated as placental growth factor a. The record is from RefSeq and is a predicted model, not a curated record. The coding region runs from base 262 to 762 and encodes 166 amino acids. Gene Ontology annotation, molecular function: growth factor activity; vascular endothelial growth factor receptor binding; chemoattractant activity. The transcript has 7 exons. Gene Ontology annotation, biological process: positive regulation of protein phosphorylation; induction of positive chemotaxis; vascular endothelial growth factor receptor signaling pathway. Gene Ontology annotation, cellular component: membrane. Lineage: Eukaryota; Metazoa; Chordata; Actinopteri; Characiformes; Acestrorhamphidae.
GAUGUGUGUGUGGUGUGUGUGGGGGGAUGAAGGAUGGUGGUGGUGGGCUUGGCCCGGUCUCAGUCAGUCUCAGCAGGGUGUGUUACUACAGGCAGUUUUAAGUCCAUUAUCAGUGACCCGCUCCCGCCUGCACUCCUCACUCUGCGCCGGUUCGGUACACAGUCCGAGUCCGAGUUAUACAGGUUAAUCUCCGCUGUGGAUAUAUCUGGAUGAAGGCUGGACGGUGUUGGACCUGUCUCUGGCGCUGCCGUGUGAUUCAGUAUGAGCGGAUUCUCCGGUAUAAUACAGGUACUCACCACACUGCUGCUCCACCUACCACACCUACAGGUUUCAAAAGCUGUCGGCACACCCCACUCUAAAGUGAUGCUGUUUCAUGAGGUUUGGGUUCGAAGCCUGUGCCGCUCCCUGGAGAAGAUGGUAUCAGUGGAACACGAGUACCCAGGCGGUGUGGAGCACAUAUUCAGUCCUGGCUGUGUGCCACUACAGCGUUGUGCUGGCUGUUGUAAUGAUGAAAAACUAGAGUGCUUCCCUACCCUUACACGUAACAUUACAAUGCAGCUGGUGAGGAUAAGCCCAGCACAGAGGACGAGGCAGUAUGUGCAGCUUUCAUUUUUAGAGCAUCAUUCGUGUGAGUGCAGACCCAAACGGAGCCACAGAAGAAAUCAAAGACAGAGGAUCGGUAGCCCGCGCAGAAGAAAAAAAGGGAAACAUGGAAGGAGGAAAGAAGCAAACUUUUCCAAGGGUCCUGAUCAUCAUAGAUAGUAUGAGAAUUCCCAGGCACUCUCUGUUUUUCAUCUUUAACACAAACACAGAUGGACAUGAGCUCUGCCCAUCACUCGUGAAAAUGGACAAUAAGCAGACGCAUGUGGGAUAUAAAUUAUGACAAGAACUUCAGCUGUCUGUCUCCAGGGCGUUGCCCUCGCAGUUCACUGACAAAGAAGCGUUGUCAAGAGGAAGGAACUGGCAGAGCUGAAUUCCUCUGUUCCUGUCUGCUUUGGUACCUUGUUGUCUCUUUGUAGUAGUUGACUCUGCUGUGGAAGUGAAAAGGACAAAUAAUGUUCACAAAGGGGAAAACUGAUAUUAUCAUUUGUAAUAAGCUCAGGUCUAGUGCUGAGCAGUAUUGAUGAAACUGAACAUCACAAUGCUCUU